AUGAACGCAAGAGCGUUGGGCAUCUUAAACCUUUACGCCAAACGCUAUACAUCAAACGUGGAAAACACCAAGAAGAAACAAGUCCAAAAACUUCACAAACUUACUAAGAAAGAUAAACCCACUAUUUCCAAUGCAGUUCACAGCUUCAGUUCCGGACAUUUAAGUGGUACAGAAAAUGAAAUAAAUCUAGAUCUAAACUUCGCCAUAGAAGCAAGCACACUUCCAAUCUUUGGCAUAGAUGCAACCUUAGAAUCUGGUGCACAAAAACCCCCGAAAUCUACAGCAGAUCAAUUUCGACAUCCAACUUACACCAGUCUCAGGAAUGCCAACGAGCCAAAGCCAAACAUUACUAAACACGAAUAUAGCACACUAAAACGUCUAAAACAGGACAACACAAUCAAGAUUCCACCAGCAGACAAAGGAAACAGUAUAGUCAUCCCACACCUCAACGAUUAUGACACCAAGAUCAAACAGUUACUAGACGGACACCAAUACAAAAAGUGCAUCGAUGACCCUACAGAAAAGAUAGAGAGACUCAUCAAUAGAACAAUAAAGAAACAAAACUUAGUCAACGAAAAUUUGGCCAAGAAUCAGCGAUAA
Molecule: messenger RNA, 600 nt
Organism: Limulus polyphemus (Atlantic horseshoe crab)
Lineage: Eukaryota; Metazoa; Arthropoda; Merostomata; Xiphosura; Limulidae
Exons: 1
Coding region: 1-600 (199 amino acids)
Source: RefSeq, a predicted model, not a curated record